AAUCAGAAGAUUUCUCAAUAUUUUGAAUUAAGUCUACUGCUGCAAUGUAAUUUCCAAACAAAAUCUAGGAUGUAUAAGAACUUUUUUAUCUUGAUUAUUCAAUUAGUUGGAUAUGGCAAAACGUGCUUGGGUACAACUACUCACACGGAUACCGUACCAGAGGUAUCAACAUUCAGUGCAACUUGUAACGACUAUCCAAGUGUCACCGACGUCAUAAAUAUCCAAUCCGCAACGUACUCCAGCGGAGGGUGUUCAGAUGACGUCACAUCGAUUCUCCAAAGCAAUUGCGACAAUCAAGUUUCCUGCUCAGUUAAUGUUUACGCCAGAGUGUUGGGUGAUCCAUGUCCAGGACAAACCAAACAACUCUCCGUAACAUGGAAAUGCGUGGUGCAUGGUGGAUGGAGUGCUUGGGAGAGCUGGACGGCCCGAAGUCCUUGUAGCCAUAGUUAUGGUUGUUCAUCGCCCUCUGGUACCACCACCAGGUACAGGACCUGCACCAACCCGACUCCUCAGAAUGGAGGAAAUAGCUGUGCUGGCUCCGACUCAGAGUCUGGAACUUGUAGUGCUAAAGGAUGUAGAAUCAAUGGUGGAUGGGGGUCGUGGGGAACCUGGAGCUGUGAUGGAAUUCAAUGUUCAUCUACAUCAACAUCAGCAUCCCGAUCCCGAUCGUGUAACAACCCCUCCCCUGUUAACGACCCAGACAACUGUGGAGGGUCCACGUCAGACUCGCAGUCCUCUAAUUGUGGCUCCGUCGGAUGCUACGUGGCGGGAACCUGGGGUGGUUGGGGUGGCUGGGGCGGAUGUUCAGUCACUUGUAAUGAGAACGAAGGUCAGAGGUCAAGGACUCGUUCUUGCUCUGGAUAUGACAAUGGCGGUGAUUGUUCUGGCGCAAACACACCAACAGGAGCACGCAGUCAAACAGAUUAUACCAACUGUAUUACCACACUUCCCGUUUGCCAGGUAAAUGGCGGUUGGUCUAACUGGGGCUCGUGGUCAGCGUGUCCAUCCAAUUGUUAUGGCGCCACUGCUGGCACUAUUCUGACAAGAACCAGGACCUGCACCAAUCCGACUCCCACAAUAACGGGCCUGGACUGCUCGGGCGCAAGCUCAGAUACCGCAACCUGUACACAGCGAAACUGCCCGAUUGAUGGUGCGUGGACUACCUGGUCUAACUGGGCAUCGUGUCCAUCCAACUGUUGGCCACACAGUACAAGCGUGAGACGAACUAGAACGUGUACAAACCCCUCAAAACAGUACGGCGGAGAUGACUGUCCCGGAAGUAGUUAUGAAGAUGCUACUUGUUAUUCCUUGGGUUGUCCAGUCCAUGGAGGAUGGGGAAACUGGGGAUCUUGGAGUUCAUGUACUGUCACUUGUGAUUCCGGAAGUAAAAAUAGGUCACGUCUCUGUAACAACCCCACACCAGCUAACGGAGGAAACGACUGUCCAAAUUCAGCGGACGAAUGUAUCGAGUGUAACACUCAAAACUGCCAAUUUUGUCUGGUACGUGACCACUUCAUGAAAAGUACAGCGGAUUCCCACGCCUCGUCUGAUACGUCACUGACCGACAAAUAUUUCCUGAUGCCAAACACGGACAAUUCGAUCAAGUGUUGUGGGUUGAUUUCACAUUGGGAAUUUUAUCCAAAGGCAGAGGGCACUAUAUUUUUCCAGAUUUGGGAAAGAUUAAGUUCGACCUCAUAUAAACUCAUUGGCUCAAACCAAGUUGAUGUUCCAGCCUCUGCAGUGAACACUGUGUAUAGACAUGCGGUACCAACAGCUAACAGAAUAGCAGUUAUCGAUGGUUAUCGCAUUGGAUGGUAUUGUAACACAAGCAAUAUGAUUCCAUACACAACAUGCAGUUCCUCUCUCACUAACAACAAAUGCACCACGGGAGAACCUUCCUGGAAGUCUUGUAACCAGGAUUCUUAUUGGUCAAAGUCAUUUACGGAAGUCGCUGUCGGGAGCACACAGACAUGGAGUUCAUAUACUCAGGCUACAUACAGAUACACAGCCAUAACAUACGCAACAGUUGACAAUACGGAUCCUAUAUUUAACAUGAGCCUUGUUAAAGUGGCUAUCGCUGAUCACACAGCUAUUGGUACCAGCGUCAUGCCAUUCACCUUUACCGAUGUGGAUUUUGCUGACUUCUAUAUCUACACUGGCUAUCCCAACACUCACACCUACUUCCGCUAUGAUACGUCUGAUCUGACAAUCAAAGUAAAAAGUACUUUGCCUCAUGCUGUCGGUACGGCGGAGACUGUUCAUACUUACGUCAUCAAAGCCAAAGACUCAUGCGACAAUGCCGUCACAGGAACAGUUACCAUAACAACCUUUAAUGGUCCUCCUGAGUUUUCUAACUUACCUAACCACGUGGAGCUGAUAGAGGGGAUCCAGGAAGAACACACGCUGUUUACCCUGACCGUCACUGACCCCUCCCCCGACAGCGUGACGUGUGUGAUGCAAUCCGUCCUCCCCUCCGACAAAAUGUCAACAUUCUCCUUCAAUCCAGCAACGAAGGAGUUGAACGUCAGAGCCAAUCAGAACAUUUCUCUGUCGGACAUCACUAACUUUGAGAUUUGGUUUGAGUGUACUGAUGGAACAGACAACUCCACCAGCUUCCUCACCGUACAGGUCGUCAAGUUCGACACUUCUGACGACACCCAGGUACAGCCAACUUUUUUCUCCGUGACGGCCAUGGUGACAGCCGGCGGGUUGGCGGUUAGCCUGACUUUCGUUAUUGCCAUUUAUGUACUGGUCAUUUAGCGACACUUAAAAGUAUAUCUGCUUAUAUGUCUUAUAUAUUGAGGUGUAAGGAAUUUAAAAGACCAUAUUUUUCUUUCCUCAUCACAAUUGUACAACUUUAAAUAGAAAUGGUAAAAUGCGUUUGAAAACUAGCAGGGACUAUAUUUUUGGCGGAAUGGUGGCGUAUGAAAAUAUCUUCUUUUCUGCCUCUCAAAAUUAUAAUAGCACAAUGAAUUUAGUUAUAAUUUUUACACAAGUGAAGACUUGGAGAAAUUUUCAAAUGUAAGUUAAAUUAAUAAUGAGGGACUAAACUUUCAAAAUAUAUCAAAUAAAUAUGAUUUCCCAAACAAACUAGAACUUUGUUAGCUAUUAAACGUUUCCUAUCAAAGUGCAGAUUUGAGCCAAAAAUACAUAAAAAAGUAUUUUUUCUCUCGUAGUAAACGAUCAAAACAUUUUGUUUUUGUAUCAUUUUGUACAUUUAUAAGAUUACUUUAUUAUAUGUGAAAAUAAGAAAAAGUUAUAUAUAGGAAGCAUAUGAAAAUAACUAAUAUAUCCUAAAAAAUUAAGAAAAACAGAGAAAAUUCGGAUCAGCCAAUAUCCAGAAAGUUAAAUUAUUUAUGUAAAUUUGGUAAUAUCAUGCUAUAGACCCGAUGUAGUAAUAUCUUUUUAUGCAAACAGAACAAUCUUUAAACUUUUGAAAUAGAAGUAGGUAUCACAUGAUUAAUUGGCAACAGUAUUUUUUUAUUCUUAAUGUCAAGGAAAAAGAUAAUGACCUUGACCUGACUUUGCCUCUAAUAUAAAACGGUCAAAUUAAAUUUCACUGAUACUAUCACUUACUGAUAUUGUCUUCUUGAUUCUCUGAAAAUUUCAUUAAUUUUUAAAUAUUAGAAAUAUGAGAAGAAUCCUACCUUAAGGAAAUCAAGCCGCUGUAAUUAUCCUAUGUUCAUUCAAUCAUUAUACGAGGGCCGUUCAAAAAUUACGCGGACUUGUCGCACAGAAGAAAUUUUUGACGACAUAAUCGGGCAAAAUUUCACAAAUAAUAUAAAAGAAUCUUUACUUAUAUGGUCUUCAAAAUUUCAUAUCAAAAUAUUGUAAAUUGGUAUUAAUUUUGAGUGAUUUUUCAGGACAUACCACUAAGUCACGGCGCAGCAAAAUCUUCGACGUCACAAGAAUUAUAAAAAAUAUGUGAUUGAGCUUUCAUCUUCUCAAUAUUUUCCCUUGAGUACCUGUAUAGUUUGAGUUACCUUAUCUACUCAACAUCAAAACACCAUUUCUUGUCAAGCUUAAAAUCUAUUAAACAUGUAAAGAAUAUUCUUUUUUCUUUUUUUGUUUUAAA
Messenger RNA from Saccostrea cuccullata (small rock oyster), 4075 nucleotides. RefSeq lists its product as uncharacterized. The coding region runs from base 70 to 2760 and encodes 896 amino acids. The record is from RefSeq and is a predicted model, not a curated record. Lineage: Eukaryota; Metazoa; Mollusca; Bivalvia; Ostreida; Ostreidae. Gene Ontology annotation, molecular function: carbohydrate binding; calcium ion binding. Gene Ontology annotation, cellular component: membrane. The transcript is spliced from 17 exons.